This is a messenger RNA of Drosophila nasuta, 546 nucleotides long. RefSeq lists its product as uncharacterized. Bases 62 to 532 code for a protein of 156 amino acids. NCBI's taxonomy places the organism in Eukaryota, Metazoa, Arthropoda, Insecta, Diptera, Drosophilidae. The record is from RefSeq and is a predicted model, not a curated record. The transcript is spliced from 2 exons.
UUUGACACAAUUUAUUGACUGUCAACCAGUGAAAUUAUUAAACUUUUAUCUUUGCUCGAUCAUGGACAGUGAUAUUCAGCAAAAUAAGUCGAAAUUCGCACGCAAAACUGAUCUCGAAUUUAUUGGCAGUGUACUUGAGUACUGCAAUGUAAAUGUUGCACCAGAUGUACGAGCUUAUCUAGUGGAUCAUGCAUACACUUUGGCCCGAGAUCAGCUGCUUGCAGCUCGUUGCUUUGCCCGAUUCGCCAAUAAAUCCAGCGUUGAAGACGAAGAUAUACGAAUGGCCAGCUUGGAUACAACGGACGAGUUGAAAUUUGUGCCGACUUUGCUGCCACAGACGAAGCCGCCAGGGCAACAUUUGUCAGCACCAACUCCAGCAAUGGGAUUGUUGCUGCCACCUUGGCGCAACUGUCAGGUGGGCGUCAAUGCGCAGCUGAAGCAGUUCGAACUCGAAGCAAUGGAACGGAGUGAAUUAAUGGACACGGAUAAGAUGCCACGCCUGGGCCCAAAGAACACCCCCAGGGAAAAAUAAACAACUACUAAUUC